Molecule: messenger RNA, 1095 nt
Organism: Xenopus tropicalis (tropical clawed frog)
Lineage: Eukaryota; Metazoa; Chordata; Amphibia; Anura; Pipidae
Gene: hrh4.f1
Product: histamine receptor H4 gene f1
Exons: 3
Coding region: 1-1095 (364 amino acids)
Biological process (GO): signal transduction; G protein-coupled receptor signaling pathway
Cellular component (GO): plasma membrane; membrane
Molecular function (GO): histamine receptor activity; G protein-coupled receptor activity
Source: RefSeq, a predicted model, not a curated record
AUGAAAGCUCUUCAAAUAUAUGAACAGACAGGAGCUAAUGCAUCUGUAGCCAAUGAAUAUGCUGUGGUUAAAAGGCAGUCAGAUGGAAUAAGCAUCUUGCUAACUGUGCUUCUGUCUUUAAUGGUGGUGCUUAUAGUUAUAGGUAACAGUGUUGUUAUAUUGGCUUUCAUUGUGGACAGGAGACUCAGAACUCGCAGUAACUUCUUUCUCCUAAACCUGUCCAUUUGUGAUUUUUUAGUAGGAGCUGUCUCUAUCUCCAUGUAUAUACCAUAUAAAGUCACAGGGAAAUGGAUGAUUGGAAUGCAUUUAUGCAAACUGUGGAUAACAAUUGACUACACAAUAACAACUGCUUCUGCCUACAGUGUCGUUCUCAUCAGUUACGACAGAUUUCUUUCUGUCUACAAGGCUGUUUUACAUCGCUCUCUACAAGAUAGACACCGACAGACAGCACUUAAUAUGAUCCUCGUUUGGAUACUUUCAUUCCUUGUCUAUGGACCAGCAGUUCUUCUGUGGGAAAUCAUUACUGGCACUAGUCAUCUCCAAGGGGACAGCUGUCAUGCUGGGUUUCUUGAUAUGUGGUAUUUUACUCUUGGUGCAUCUACUUUAGAUUUCAUCAUCCCACUUCUCAGUAUUUCAUUUUUUAAUUUAAGAAUCUACCUAGAAAUUGUAAAACGCAGCACAAAAAGACAACAUGGUACAAUAUCUACUUCUUGUAAAGAAAAAGCAAAGGAUAUAAUGCCCUUUACCAUAGCAAACAUUAACUCUUCUCAGUUGAGUUCAAACACUCCCCAGAACCCUGAAAGCUGUAUCACAAACAAUAAUAGUAAUAAACUUUCCCAGGACAAGAAGGCUGCAAAAUCUCUGGCAAUUUUGGUUUCUGUUUAUUUUCUUUGCUGGACUCCUUAUUCCUUCCUUGCUUGUAUCCGUGCUGUCUGCCAUGGGUAUUGUGCUGAUUAUUUCUCUGUUGAAAUUACAGUUUGGUUUAUAUGGACUAAUUCAGCAAUUAACCCCAUCCUUUACCCUGUGUGUCACAAAAGUUUCAGAAAGGCUUUUAAAUUGCUAUUAGAACGGUUUAUGAAAUUCUUCUUAAUUUAA